Brassica napus (rape) is the source of this 1571-nucleotide messenger RNA. RefSeq lists its product as uncharacterized. The transcript has a single exon. Lineage: Eukaryota; Viridiplantae; Streptophyta; Magnoliopsida; Brassicales; Brassicaceae. The record is from RefSeq and is a predicted model, not a curated record. The coding region runs from base 704 to 1051 and encodes 115 amino acids.
UUGGUAAGUACUGUAGCUUUAAAAUUUUUGCUGUAGAAAAAAUUUGUUAAUUUUUUGCUGUGCAUUUUAUUCCUGUAGAAUUUUAUGGAAAGCACUCAAAAAUUGCUUUGGAUAUUUGACUCUGCAGAACACUUGUACAGCCGUAGGUUAUUUCAAGAACUGUGGUUUCAAAAAAAAAUUUAAAGCUUGAUUGUCCUGAAUUUGGUGCUUUAAAAAUAAAUAGUACUCUGGACGGCCAACUACCGAGCACCUCUUAGAGUGUGUAAAAAAAUGUACGAAAGUUUGUUUUUCAUAAACUUAAAAGAAAGCACAAAGUACCUGAGAAAAAUACAAGCAGAAAAAAAUGACGAAUGGAGUUACUGGAAAAUGGAGCAGCGGGGUAAACAAAUACUGUACAUCAAUCAACACAACUUUCCAGCGCAAUUGCUAUUGUAAAUGCAACCGCAAACGCAAUCACUGUUACAAGCACUACUCGCAUCACCGACUGCGAUUUCACAAAACGAUAUGUGAUAAAUGGGCUAGUAUUGUUAGUUUAAUGGGCUUUUCGACACUUGCUCCGCAAGCUACUUGUCUUCGUUGAGCAGAACAGAAAAAGGAAAUUGGUAAAACCUUUAUCGUCUAUAUAAACAAUCGCAGACUCCUCUCACUCGCACCAAUCCUCAUUCUCUCUCUUUCUAUCUUUUAAAUUGUCUCUGAAGAAACAAUGGCUAUUUCCGAUGAUCUUCCUCCUCAACUUACGAAAGAUGUCAAGAGACGUAGCAGAAAAAGAAGAACCGUGAAAAGUAAAGACCUUGAAGUACUGAUCAGCGUCGCUACAAGGGCCGCUCAUAUCGCAAGAGACAAAGGGUUUCACGUCGUCUCUCCUGAAGCCAUACGAUGCGUCGAAGUUCUCAGAAUGAUGCGAAGCUUGCCGUUGACUCCUCGGGUUAUCGUCAAAACAGAUGCCUUGCGCUCUCUUCAAUUCCUCGCCACUAACGGUAACCCUAAAAUCAGAUCAGAGUCGAAGUCCCUUCUUAAUCACUUGAAGGGUGUGCUUGCGGCAAGUAGUUGAAGAAAAGGGUUUUCCUUGUACGACGAACGAACAUAAAGAGAGUAUAAAGGGUAGGGUUUAAUUUCUGAUAACAAUUUUGUUACCAAUUCUUGUAAAUCGCCAAGUAAAACGUAGAUUUCUUGUUGUCGAGUUCAAAAUUUUGAACAUGUUUGUAUCAAAUUGAUUGGUCCCUAUAACAAAGUUGCAAUGGCUAUAGUGUUUUUAAAACCGGACCUACCCGAUGGUUGGACCGGAUUCGACCGUGAACCGGUUAUAUAGCCGGGUUGGUCUAGUAAUUGGUUCGACCAUGAACCGGCCACAUAGCCGGAUUAUAUUUCAAAGUUAUUAAACCAAUAAAAACCUCUAAAACUAUCGAAAAUCUAUAAACCAUCCAUAUAAACAAGAAAUUAAUUUAUAUUUAUAAUAUUUUAUGUUCAAAAUUGAUUUAUAUUUUAACUAUGCAUCAUGUUUACUAAUAUUACUUUUAUAUUUACAUACUAAAAAAAUAUUAAACCAUAUUAUUGAACCAGGUUUGACCCGG